Messenger RNA from Triticum dicoccoides, 1223 nucleotides. RefSeq lists its product as uncharacterized. The record is from RefSeq and is a predicted model, not a curated record. The transcript is spliced from 6 exons. Bases 611 to 1054 code for a protein of 147 amino acids. Lineage: Eukaryota; Viridiplantae; Streptophyta; Magnoliopsida; Poales; Poaceae.
CAGUCCCUCCGCCGCCGCCCGCUAGCUAGCCGCCCGCACGCCGCCGACCGCCCACCGUCUCCACCACGCCGUCACCUGUCUCCUUCAUCCUCCUGCACCCCCAUUGCUUAGGCCCCGAACACUACUAACCCUGUGCUAGAGUUCGGGGAGAGGCCAAGGCGCGGUGGUGGACGGCGCCAUCCCUCUCAGAUCCGGGGCUGAGAGAGGGAGGGGGGGAGGGAGGGAGGGAGAAGAGGUGGGUCACCUGCGAGAGAGAUCACUCGCGCCCUCGCUCGUCAGUCGUCACCCAGGGGCCGCCACCACCGCCACCAUGCCAUGGGCUUCCUCCGAUCUGCGCUCGCCGGUUCGUUCGAAGAAGGAUCUGGUCGUUGACUGCUGGUGAUUCCCCUCCCACCGGUGAUCAGCCAUGACUUGGAAUAGUACUUCUAUCCAGCAAGCAUCGUUUUGGAUGUGAGUUCGAGCUCAAGCAACAAGCAGAGCAUCAAAAACAGGGGCUCUAUCUGCUAAUGGGGUAGCCGACAAUGCAGUCUAAGAGGUACAUCUCGUGUGAUUUCUGGAUAUGAGAACUUGAGAAGAACAAGCUUGAUGCUAUUACUGAAAAAAAGAAUCUAUGCUACAGGAUUCUUCUUUGCAUCCCGUACACUUGGACGGAGUGGGAGGCCGCCGCAGCGAUGCUGGACUCGGAGCCCAAGCCAUCCCACGCCGCCAACAACUUGCACCUCUUCGCGGAAAUCACCACAAGUGUGAUGUCUGUAUAGAAAAUCAGUACUGGCAGUCUGAUGCCUUCAGAAUUGGCUCUCAAAACUUUCAACCAAGAUUAGAGCUAGCGUGCAGUUUGCAGUUUAUAGUCAUACUCAUACUCAAUGAGUCCCUACCUCGGCUUCUGGGCAAGAUAUUCUUUACUUUUAGCAACCACUAUUGUUCAGGAAUUUUGAGUGGCGCACAUCCUAGUAUGGUGAGAGGCAAGCCGACGACCGGACAUCAUUUGUCAAGGAAGCAAACAGAACGACUACACUCACAAGGAACCAUGAAGCCAACGAUCCACGUCAACUAGAUGUUUUAGCUUUCAUUUUGUACAACUGAUGUCUCAUACUUGCAUCUUUUGGCUGUCCUUUUGUAAACCUGAUGUAUGGUGUCUCAGUGGUUUUGUUUAGAAAAGAUUGAAAUGUAUGUAUGUGCCAAUUACUUAAUGGAAUAAAAAAUGUUUGAUGGUCCCGAUGUGA